Molecule: messenger RNA, 5817 nt
Organism: Amphibalanus amphitrite
Lineage: Eukaryota; Metazoa; Arthropoda; Thecostraca; Balanomorpha; Balanidae
Exons: 11
Coding region: 260-3814 (1184 amino acids)
Molecular function (GO): protein binding
Source: RefSeq, a predicted model, not a curated record
UUCGAGUUGUGGUGGGAUUGGGUGGGAUUUUAUUUGCAAAGUAAAUAGUGAUCACUUUUAGUUUCUUCACGGCGGUGCAGGGCUAGCUCAAGUUAUGUUGCGACUUACGGCUCUGCUCUGACAGCCUCUGACAGCAACGACAGAAGGUUGAAGGCCAACACACGAAUCGAAGAUAUGUUUGGUUUAUAAUUUCCGUGCUUGCUGUUCACUUUCUUGAAACUGAGCUGCCUUUUGCCAGAAAAUUGGAUAUUUUAUCUUGAUGAAUUCCAGUGACACCUAUUCAAGCGCGAUGGGGCCGCAGGAGGUGGUUUGGCUGCGCGUGCGGGGCCGUGACGGUGAGCGCCAGAUCCGGAAGAAGCUGCGCGUCUCGCUGCGUCAGCUGGCCACCUUGGACCUGGCGCAGUUCCGUCUGUUCCUGAAGGAGAAGUUGGAGCUGGAGCGCUCGCCGUCCGUGUCCUACAGUGACGACGAGGGAGAUGAGAUCCCAGUGACGAGCGACAGUGAGCUGAACGUGAUGGUCUACAUGGCCGAGAUGCUGGCGCGUCAGAGCUGCGCGCUGGAGGUGCGGCUGCGCGAGCGGACCUCGCCGAACACCUCCUCGGGCGCCACGGGCAGCGGCGAGCCGUCGCUCACCUCUGCGCGCCAGCUGGCCAAGCGGGACGGACAGCGGGUGGGCAGCGCCGAGCGGGCGCUGCGGCGCCAGGAGCGGCGCCGCUGCGAGCUGCACGCGGCCCGAGAGCCGCGCCGGCCGCCGCAGCAGCUCGACGUGCGUCCCGUGCCGGCCGCUCCGGCCGACCCGCUCUGGGCGCGCGUGGACGCCUGGCAGCAGGCGUGUAUGGCCGGCGGUACAGAGACACCCGAGGACGGCUGGCGACCGCCCCACCAGCAGCCGGAGGUGGCGCACCUGGAGCAGCCCAGUCGCGGCCAGCCGCUGCCGCCGCCGCCGCCGGCCGGCCACCAGACGCUGCCGGCCACUGCGCACAAGCGCGAGAAGAGGCGCGACAUCCCGCCCUGGUUCGCCAGCUUUAUGGGACAGUUCCAGAAGGAGCUGGUCUCGGAGGUGGUGACGGCAGUGAAGUCGGAGCUGGCCAACGCUCCGGUCUGCCUGUGUGGGGCUCCGCGCGCCACAGACUCCGACCAGGCGGCCGGCGGUGCCGAGCCAGAGGAGCAGCGGCCGGCGAGCUCGUCAGUCGCGGCCAGCUCGCUGACUCAGCCGGACGGACUGACCGGGACGCCGCAACGGGUGGCCGAGCCGCCCGUCUCCGACCCAAUCUCCAUGCCGGGCAAGACGCGCGGCCUGCCGCCGGCGCCGGCCUCCUCCCCAGUCCCGGCUAAAGACGCGUCCACCGGUACAGCUGCGGUCCCCGCCGUGGAGAAGGCGGACACCGGGGUGCAGACGACCCCUCCGACGGUGCCGGCCGACGGUCCGGACUGGCUGCGGUCUCUGCUGAGCUCCUCUGAGUCGCCUGCCGCCGCUGCUGCCGCUGCUGAUACUGCGCCGGUGGAUCGGUACGGUCUAUUCUCCGUGUCCGAUUCGUCCCCCAGCGGCGCGGGCGUGUCGUACGGCUCCGGCGGCUCGGUGGCCGGCGUACACAGCGGAGUGACCGUGUACAGCGCCGGUGGCCGCUCGGUGGAGACCACGGCGGCCACGGGCGGCGGCCGGCCGGCGCUGCUGCGCUCCGCCUACAGCGUGCCGGCCGGCCGGCCCCAGCCGCGGCCGCGCCGCCGCCCCACGGAUGUGGAUGAGGCCGACAGCUGCAUGCUGGUGAUGGUGGAGCACUCGGCAGCCGAGCUGGAGCCGUUCUCUGGCGCGGCCGCCGCGCCGGACGACGUCCUGGUCGGACCUGAGACGGAGCAGAGCCGGCCGGAGGAGACCUCCGCCGCCGCGCCCCAGCCGGAGGAGACGGUUCGGGAGGAGGGAGAGGGCCGGGAGGAGGAGCGGGAGGGCCAGGAGGUGCACCCGCCCGUCACCGUGGCCCAGUGGCUGGCCAGCGAGCCCCCGACGCCGCCCGCCGCAACCGUCGGCGACCCGGAACUGGAGACGGUUGUCAAGCAACCAGCGGCGGCGCCGGAGCCACAGGAGUCGCGCCAGGAGCAGGAGGCACACACGGAGCAGGAGUCACAGCAGAAACAGCGGGAGCCUGCUCCGGUUCAGGAGCAGCCGCGGGAGCAGGAGCCGGACCAGGAGCCGGAGCUGGAGGAGGGCUUUGUCACGGUGAACGGACGUCGGCUCAGUCUGUCCGAGGACGACUUCUCCGACAUCGUCAUCAUCUCGUCUCCGGGCGGCUCGGAGCGCUUCGAAAUGGUCGAGGAGGUGGCCGAGGAGCUGGAGGAGGCGCUGACACAGCACCAGCGGCAGGUGCAGCAGCUGCAGCAGGAGCGACAGCAGCAGCAGCAGCAGCAGCAGCAGCAGCAGGUGCAGCAGCAGGCUGAGCCGCCAGUGCAGGCCACGUCUGACGCCGCUGGUGACCCGAUGAUGGUCUCUGCGCUCUCGGAUCGUUGGGUGGACGCCGCUGCCUCGCUCGAGGACUCGGGCAGUGCGGGAUCGCUGAGCGGCUGGGCGGCCAGCUCGGCCGGCUCAGAGCUGCUGCGCUCCACCUGCGAGAGCGCCCCGGCCGCCUGUCACAUCGCCAUCAGCUCUCCGGCGGCCGGCGCCGCCCAGACCACCGUCUCGCUGCCGGCCGGCGUCAAAUUGUCGCCGGUGUCGGCCGGUGCGCACCAGCCGCCCAUCCCUGAGCAGCCGGCCGGCGGUGAGGCGGCGGGAACAGAGACGGAGCAGGAGCAGGAGACCCACCAGGAGACAGUACAGGAGACGCAGCAGGAGACCCAGCAGGAGACAGUACAGGAGACUCAACAGGAGACCCAGCAGGAGACAGUACAGGAGACGGAGCAGGAGACGGAGCCGCAGCAGCCGCCGAGUGUGGCCGGCGCCGAGUCGGCCGGCCUGGUGUCGCUCAUGGACCCGCUGUCGGCUCUUUCCGAGCCGCUGCUGCGCCGGCUGGCCGAGAGUCUGCAGCUGGUCCCGGAGAGCCGUCAGAUGCAGCUGGCGUCGGCACUGACCGGUCGACGCUCCGUCGAGGCGUUCUGGGCGAGCCUGGUCGAGUCGGCGGCGGCGGCCGGCCGCUCGCCCAUGGAGGAGCUGCUGCACGACCAGGCGGCGCGGCCGGCCGGCGUCGGCGUCCUGGCUGACGCGCUCGACACCAUGCUGCGCCACAUCAAGGUGUCGGCCACCUCGAGCUCCCAGCUGGACGGGAUGGGCGCGCAGGCGGUCAAACACGCGCUCUGCCUGCUGCGGGACGCCGUCAGGGCCGAGGAGAAGACGGGCCAGGAACCGGAGGUAGCUGCCGCCGCUGAACGAGUCUGGACGCCGCCGCGGAUGGACGAACUGCGCCGCGAGCGGCAGCGGGAGGCGCCCCGGGAGACGCCCCGGGAGACGCCCCGGGAGACGCCCCGCCAGCAGCAGCCGGAGCCGGAGCCGGCGCCCCGCCAGGAACCGCCUUCUGGACAGCAGCGGUCGUCCUCCGGCUCCCCCACCGGCUCCCCCACGGGCCCGUCCUCCCCGGAGCCGGCACUGGACGUGCCCACCUGGCUCUCCAGCCUGGUGGGCCUGCUGCCGGAGCGGGUGCUGAACAUGCUGACACAGGGCCACCGGCGCGGCGUCCGCGAGAGCACGCCCAGUGAGGUGGAGGCUCUGGUGAUCACUCGGCUGGUCGAGAUGGGCUUCUACGACCUCGACAGGAUGCGCGAGCUGUUCGCGCAGCUCGGCGCCGACGUCGGCCUGAUCGCGUCCCACCUGCUCGACGCCGAGGUGUAGCUCGACCGGGGGACCGUGGUAAACUUCAGCCAAGGUGGCCCCAGCUGGAAGACGGCCGAUUUGGGCGGGGAGCUUAGUCUAGAGGGUGAUCCAUUUGACGAUAGGUGAAGCCUCUACGGCUCAAAGGAAUUCGCCUGAUGUUUAGUUUUUCUCUGCUAGCGUGGGUGUAGUGCUGUGUUUCUGCGCAGAGGUCUUAUGCUAAGCACCGCAUUAGAUGGCUUUCAAUAAUUCUGACCCGUGGACUUCAGUUCUUGUCUGAAUGCGGGAAUAUUUUCGGCGCUGCGCUGCGGGCGAAAACGCCAGAUCGGUGAAACGUGGACCAGAUAAGGCGCUGUGAGAUCGGACCGAGCUGCGAGAACCAGAGAGGAGGGACCGCCGGGCACGGACAGAGCCUCCAGCAUCUGCUCCAGAGACCUCUGCACGAACAUCCUACACUGCUGGACAGACUGAAUGAAGUGGUAACGACAGACGCGUCUGUAAGCUGGCUGUGAGUUGCGGCACUAAAGGCAGGUGGAGAGGAAUUGCUUGCUUGCAGGCGGGCUGAGGAGGCUCGCCAUGGGAUAGUUGACAUCACCGGAAUACUGAGGUGAGAUUGACCAAUAUGGAACUCAUCCACGGCUGGCGUCCUGCCCACCCGGCUGAACAGAUCUGCUGGCAGAGCUGAAUCAAAGGGAUAAAACCAGGAGGGACCGACAGGAAGACGGCAUUAUUGGCGACAAGUGGCUGGUAAUCACCCGAAACAUCGAGUAACUCGUGUUCAGUGGACAGCGCCGCCGACAGGACAUUGAACAGGCGAGAGUUCACAAAGUGAGAGCAGCAGGCGGCGGGGUCUGCCGCGGCAGAGACACGAGUGAGAUGUCGGACCGUCAAGACUGUUGAUAAAGUGGUCAGAGGUGUCCAGAAACGCCUGGUUUGGUGUCGUUGGAUUGGGACGUUUCUUUAGCUCAGUUGUGUCUUUUAAGCGAUUUCGAUUUCGAGCUGUAAUCGAUCCUGAGACGAAUAUUUUGUGGAAAUUAUCGAAGCGUCCACGAUGUGAACGAGCGCUUUAAUUUUAGAACUUAGAAGUGGGGCUGUGCUGUGGGGCGCCGGGUUGUGGAGUAAUGUUUAUUGUUUUGUUGUUGUAGUUCAGUCUGGUAUUAGACUUAAUCCUUACAUAUGGGGCACUCUAACCAGUUGUUCGGUGUAAUAACUGAGAGUGUAGAGCCUGGAAAUAUUUUCUUCUCUGCGUUUUAACCACGCUUCCUAGCCUCGCUUCUCACCGUGCAUAGAUGCAGCUGCAUUUUAAAUCACGGAAUGAUGUCACAUUUACCUUGCGGUUCUGAUAAGAUUGUAUAUUUUGGCCUUUCAUGGGAACUAUACGAAUCGAACUAUUUUAUCCUAGAUACAGAGUGUUGCGUGGCGGCGACUCUCGCUGCACUUUACUCGCGGCGGGCGCACAUGGCGUCUGUAGGUGUGCUAGCUGUAUUUGUCAGUGGGUGUAGAUGUCGCUGGUCUGCCCUCGUGGUAACCGCGGUACACCGGCCGGCACGGAUGGCCCGAGAGCCGCCCAGCUAACAUCCCCGGCCCGGCUUAUAUCUGGUCUGCCAGUCGCCGUCAGUCCCGGCUCGGGCGAGAGGCAACGCUGGUUCAUAAAGCUGGUGAACUCAUAAUGCCAGAACACGAAACAAAUUGACAGCACUUCACCCUCACUGAUGUUUCCGUGAUUUGACGUCGUUAUCCAGACAGAGAAAUCUCGUAUACCUCAAAGAAAUCCCUUUAAAAAUAAUUGUUCUGGUAUUCUGAAUUUGCCAGCUCUGUGCACUGGGGCUGCAUCUCACCAACUGUGGGUCGGUGACCGAGGCUGUGGGCCCGGUCAGGUCUGUGCCGGGAAGGGCCGUCGGUCCGGUGUACCGGUCGGCCCGGGAGCAGUGAGUCGGAGACGCCCCGACGGAGCAGUCGGAGGCUGUCCCUCCCCGCGCUCAGCCGCCUCUGUAGACCUCUGAAUACAGCGCACGCUGACCAAA